Chrysochloris asiatica (Cape golden mole) is the source of this 913-nucleotide messenger RNA. It is a transcript of the gene NUDT22, whose product is annotated as nudix (nucleoside diphosphate linked moiety X)-type motif 22. The transcript has 5 exons. NCBI's taxonomy places the organism in Eukaryota, Metazoa, Chordata, Mammalia, Afrosoricida, Chrysochloridae. Gene Ontology annotation, molecular function: GDP-mannose hydrolase activity. The coding region runs from base 14 to 913 and encodes 299 amino acids. The record is from RefSeq and is a predicted model, not a curated record.
CACUGUCCAGACAAUGGACCCCGAGGUGACUUUGCUGCUACAGUGCCCUUUUGGGGGGCUGCCCGAAGAGCAAGUGCGGGCUGAGCUGAGCCCAUCCUAUGACCGUCGCCCUCUGCCAGGCGGGGACAAGACCAUCGCUACUGUCUGGGAAAACCGUCUGCAGGCUCAGCCUUGGCUCUUCAAUGCUCCCAAGUUUCGCCUGCACUCUGCCACCCUGGUGCCCACGGACUCUGCCGGGCCACAGCUGCUCCUGCAUCUGGGCCUGACUUGCUACCGGGACUUCCUGGGCACCAACUGGGCCAGCUCUGCUGCCUGGCUGAGACAGCAGGGGGCUGCCGACUGGGGGGACAGGCAGGCCUACCUGGCGGACCCUCUGGGGGUGGGCGCAGCACUGGCCACAGCUGAUGACUUCAUUGUUUUUCUUCGACGCUCUCAGCAGGUGGCCGAGGCCCCAGGGCUAGUGGACGUGCCUGGUGGGCACCCUGAGCCUCAGGCCCUGUGCCCUGGUGACAGCCCCCGGCAUGAGGACCUCCCUGGGGAGCUGGUGGUGCGGGAGCUCUUCUCCAGUGUCUUACGAGAGAUCUGUGAUGAGGUGAACCUGCCGCUGCUGACCCUGAGCCAGCCCCUGCUGUUGGGCAUCGCCUGCAAUGAGACCAGCGCCGGCCGCGCCAGUGCCGAAUUCUAUGUGCAGUGUAGCCUGACUUCUGAGCAGGUGAGGAAGCACUAUCUGAGUGGGGGACCCGAGGCCCACGAGUCCACAGGGAUCAUCUUUGUGGAGACACAGAGAGUGCAGAGGUUUCAGGAGGCUGAGAUCUGGGCCGAGCUCUGCCCCUCGGCCAAAGGCGCCAUCCUCCUCUACAGCCGGGUUCAGGGCGGCGCCCUCCCGAUCCCAGCCCAAGCACCACAGCUCUGA